Papaver somniferum (opium poppy) is the source of this 1891-nucleotide messenger RNA. RefSeq names its product GTP cyclohydrolase 1-like. Gene Ontology annotation, biological process: tetrahydrobiopterin biosynthetic process; tetrahydrofolate biosynthetic process. Gene Ontology annotation, molecular function: GTP cyclohydrolase I activity; GTP binding; zinc ion binding. Lineage: Eukaryota; Viridiplantae; Streptophyta; Magnoliopsida; Ranunculales; Papaveraceae. The transcript has 2 exons. Gene Ontology annotation, cellular component: cytoplasm. The record is from RefSeq and is a predicted model, not a curated record. Bases 85 to 1530 code for a protein of 481 amino acids.
CUCGUUUAAUCAAAUCUUCUCUUUUUCAGCUUCUUCCUUAUCUUUCUUACACUUCUCGUAAGACAUAAUCUUAUUUAUUUUUCCAUGGGAACUGUGGAUGCAAUGAGUUCUCAUGGAGAAUAUUUAAAAGAGAUUGAAGUGAACAUUAUUGAUAGGAAACUAGUAGUAGUAGAAGAAGAACCAGAGAAUAUAAGGGCCAUUAAAGCAUCCGUGAAGGUGUUAUUGGAAGGGUUAGGAGAAGAUUCUAAUAGAGAAGGUCUUAUUAAGACACCUCUUCGGGUUGCUAAAGCGCUCUUAGAUGGCACUAGAGGUUACAAACAAAAUGUUAAUGAUAUCGUCCAAGGUGCUUUGUUCCCGGAAGCUGGUCUAGAUAAUGCAGUUGGCUAUGCGGGAGGUGCAGGCGGGCUCGUUGUUGUUCGAGACCUCAACCUUUUCUCGAUCUGUGAAUCUUGUUUACUACCUUUCCAAGUUAAGUGCCAUGUCGGAUAUAUUCCUUCUGAAGAACGAGUAGUGGGCUUAAGUAAACUCUCGAGAGUUGCAGAUGUUUUCGCCAAAAGGCUUCAAAGUCCACAGCGAUUAGCAGAUGAAGUAUGUUCUGGUUUGCAAAGUGGAAUCAGACCAGAUGGUGUUGCGGUUGUCCUCCAGUGUUGGCACAUCCAUUCACCUGAAGUUGAGAUUAACUGUACUAGCCCUCAUUCUUUAUCUUCUAAACAAGACAUUCAAGGAUGGGAGAAAAUUUUGGUCAGUUCUAGUUCAGGAAUUCUUGAGAAUCAAAAUGGAGAUUUUUGGGUUGAUUUUACUUCUCUUCUGAAGUUUAGAGGCGUAGAUGUUGAAAAGGCUCGUACCCAACCUUCCAUCAAUCGUUAUUGGUGUCCAUAUAGGCAUCUUCAUGCAAGCUGCAAUGGUCAUUCAACGCCGGAAGGAAAUCCUUUGAUUCAUAGGGCGCCGUGCAAAACAGAAUCUCCGCUUUAUGCCAUGCAAAAUGCUGUAUCCAUGAUGAUUCAAUCUCUUGGUGAUGACCCAUCAAGGAAAGAACUUUUGGGAACCCCUCACCGGUUUGUGCAGUGGCUAAUGAACUAUAAGAAAUGUGAUCUGGAAUCGCAUAUGAAGAUGAAUGGCGGUGGUUCCGUUCAAGUUCAAGAUGAAUUUUGGUCUGAAUUAAACAUCCCACUGCAAUCUUUAUGCGAACAUCAUCUUUUACCGUUUCACGGUAUGGUUCAUGUAGGAUACUUCCAUUCAAAAGGAGCCGAGCCCAUUAAGAGGUCAACGUUGCAGUCAAUAGUAAAUUUCUUUGGCUGUAAACUUCAAGUGCAGGAAAGGUUAUCAAGGCAAAUAGCAGAAACGAUUUCUUUAAUUUUAGGUGGAGACAUAAUGGUGGUUGUUGAAGCGAACCACAUUUGUAUGAUAUCCAGGGGGAUUGAAAAAGUGGGAAGUAGUACAGCAACGAUAGCUGCACUAGGUCGAUUUUCAAAUGGCCCGACGGCUAAAGCUACAUUUCUCCACUCUAUUUCAAAUGCUACAUCUGCAUAAGGAAAGUGAUGAGUUCCAAUGACUACUCAUUUCCUAAUACCUCAUUUUUUAGUUCACUGUUUAGUAAUCUCUUUUCUAUAUAUGAUCCUUUUUUAUACUUUCUUUGGUGUCUGCAAAUAUAAGACAUAGCCAGAGUAAAGUUUAAACGGGAACUUAAAGACAAAGAAAGGAAGGGGAUCUGGGUUUAGCUGAUGACUGAAGAUAGCGAGAUUCUGGGUGUUCGCAUUUUUCUUUUUUUCCUCCUGGGUUCUAAGUAGUCAAACUCGCGAAACCCUGCCGAGGACAGCCGAGUUUCACUGAGGAAGUCCGUGUAUCACCAGAUUUGUGUGGUUUUAUUUGAAGUUUUACUUGUUUGUUUGUA